AUGGUCACGCUCCCAUUCCGCGAUCCUGGUCACGUUGACCUGGGUCACUCGAGGGCUACCGCUCUCGCUCAGUUCCUGAGAAACGAGAGCCGUUUAAAGAGGAACGACUCUCUGAAGGAACAAUAUGACUCCGUUAUUCGAGAGUAUCUGGAUUUGGGUCACAUGACUCAAGUCCCCCCAUCCAGUUCCGGCAACUAUUAUUUGCCACAUCACGCUGUUCUCAAGCCCGACAGCACCACCACAAAGCUCCGCGUUGUAUUCAACGCCUCCAGCCCGACUUCAAACGGGAAGAGUCUGAACGACAUCCUCCACACUGGGCCAAUCCUUCAGUCCGACCUGACCAUUCAAAUCCUGAAAUGGAGGUUUUCAAACGAGAAGUUAUGCGACUUUGAACUCAACACAGUCACCUUUGGAGUGAACUGUGCUCCGUACCUGGCUAUCCGCGUUCUGCAUCAGCUUGCGAGUGAUGUUCGCGACCGGUACCCCCUUGCUAGUGACAUCAUCGCCAAUUAUAUGUACGUUGAUGACGUCCUAGCAGGAGCUCACACUAAGCAGGCUGCGGUGUCUGCUAUAGAUGAGCUUCGAACAGCGCUCGAGAGUGCUGGGUUCCCUUUGCGUAAGUGGACCUCGAACUCGAAAGAUGUGCUGAGAAGAAUCCCUAAGGAUCACUUGCUUUGUGCAGACUUCCUCGAGAUCGACGAAGCUAGCGUCGCAAAGACGCUAGGCAUUCGUUGGCGGGCCACGUCCGACGAGUUCUUUUUCGUCACCGCCGAGAUGGUGUCCAAACCAUCUUUCAGUAAGAGAGAAGUGCUGUCGCAGAUCGCCAAGUUGUUCGAUCCUGCAGGUUGGCUUGCUCCUGUGGUCAUUUGGGCCAAGAUUUUUAUGCAAGAAAUCUGGAAGCAAGAAGUCGGCUGGGACGACUCCUUACCGGCGGAUCUCACAGAGCAGUGGAUCAGUUUUCUGCGGAACUAUUCGUCCUUGCAGGACAUCCGCAUUCCUAGAUGGACCAACUACGCUCCCGGCGCAAAAAUCCAAUUCCACGGGUUUUGCGACGCCUCUCAAAGCGCGUAUGGAGCCGCUCUUUACGCACGUGUGGAAACAGAUUCCACUAUCGUUCUGGCAUGGUUGGACAAGCAGCCAUGCAAGUGGACCACUUUCGUGGCGAACCGAGUGGCCAAGAUUCACUCGGUGAAUGGCACUUGGCAGCAUGUUCGUUCCGAACACAAUCCAGCCGACCUGGCAAGCCGCGGUGUCUCGCCGCAAGAGCUACUGGGCAGUCGCCUUUGGUGGCAGGGGCCUGAAUGGCUGACGCACUCACCAGCGCAGUGGCCUUCACCGGUCAUUGGGCUCGAUACUGAAUUGGAGUGUCGAGCGGUGAAGGUCCAUGCAGCGCAAGUCCUGUGUGAGGACUUCCUCGACCGUUUCUCCAGGUUCGAUCGAGCGCUCCGAGUGUUUGCGUAUGUGCGAAGGUUUGCCCAGCGUUGCCGCCAACCCAAGGUCUCGCUUCCAGAGACGCUCAGCUCUCAAGAGCUUGCAGAAGCUCAAGAGAGGCUGAUUGUACAGGCUCAGAAUCGGGUAUACGCGAAAGAGUGUGCUUCCCUCCGGUCCCAUAAUCGUCUAAUCGGGUCAAGCGAUAUCCUAAGCUUGAAUCCGUUCCUUGACAAGCAAGGUGUCCUGCGUUCGUGUGGACGCGUAAGAGCGUCCACCUCCUUAUCCUACGACGAACGGCAUCCAAUAAUUCUCCCGUUCGGCUGCGUGUUCUCACGCCUCCUGGUUUCCUUCACGCAUCAAGUCUCCCUCCAUGGAGGCAACCAAUUGGUGAUGCGGCUGGUCCGAACCAAGUUCUGGAUUCCCAAGCUAAGGAACUUGGUGAAGACAGUGAUUAGUGCAUGCAAGACCUGUGUGAUUCAUCGCCGCAAGCUCCAGUCGCAGUUGAUGGGUGAUCUCCCAAGCGCCCGGUCGACUUUUCGCGACCUUUCGCUAACUCCGGACACGAAGGCAAUCCACCUUGAGGCGACCACGGAUCUGACAGCGGAAAAGUUCUUGGAAGCUUUCUCCCGAUUCGUGGCACGGCGCGGGUGCCCUCUCCACAUGUACUCUGACAACGGGAAAACGUUCGUCGGAGCCUCCUCCAUUCUCUCCAAAGAAUUUGUGGAGAGCACCCGCAACCUGAUUGUCACCACUCACAGCCAUCAAGGUCUUGCAUGGCAUUUCAACCCACCUGGUGCCCCUCACAUGGGGGGUCUCUGGGAAGCGGGCGUCAAGAGCUUCAAGACGCAUUUCUACAAGACGGUUUCCUCCGUAAAACAUACGUUCGAGGAGCUUUCCACCCUCCUAUCAAAAAUUGAAGCGUGCCUCAAUUCGCGGCCUUUGACUCCUAUGUCAGAGGAUGUGAGCGACUUGGCGGCACUUACUCCCGGUCAUUUCCUGAUCGGGGGUCCGCUACUUCCAUGGCGGAGCCAGAGGCCAGAGAGGAUGUGGAGUCCAUCCGCAACCGCUGGCAACGGCUCAAGGCUCUCCAUCAGCAUUUCUGUGUGCGAUGGAAGAGUGAAUAUUUGA
This is a messenger RNA of Drosophila sulfurigaster albostrigata, 2559 nucleotides long. RefSeq lists its product as uncharacterized. Gene Ontology annotation, biological process: DNA integration. The record is from RefSeq and is a predicted model, not a curated record. Gene Ontology annotation, molecular function: nucleic acid binding. The transcript has 4 exons. Bases 1 to 2559 code for a protein of 852 amino acids. NCBI's taxonomy places the organism in Eukaryota, Metazoa, Arthropoda, Insecta, Diptera, Drosophilidae.